CCGGUUGAAAACGCGAACAUAACCUAUGUUUCCUUUGAAAACCUUGGUGUUGAGACUUUACUUGUCACCCUUGUUGUGUUUGCAAUUAAAUAGUUAUGAUUGACUGCAGUGAUUUGCGGCUGGCUCGAAGCAUUGUGUUUCCAACAGGACACCACUAGUUGCUGUCAAAUGUGUCGCGCCAUAAGUAUUGGGUCAUUUCAUUUUCUCUUGGACAUAAUGCAAAGUAAAUAGUGCGUACAGGGACAGAUUACUUCAUCUAUGAGCCCACUAUUGAUUCAUAUUUCAUGAUGGAGCCAAACAACUGGAGUAGUUGGUAUAAUGACCUAGCCAAAAGUGAUUUGAAGGAUGAUGAAAAAAGGGAACUUGUCAAAUCACUCACUCUACUCUUUGGCAAGGUGCAUCAAAUGUCCAGAGGAGAGCUUGUCACAAACUUGAAUCAGAACAAUUUGCACACCGGUGGAAACAGAGAUGUCCUUGUGAAACGUCUCAAAAACUAUUAUCGGAUCCAAAAAUUGUCCUCUGUCAACGUUUUGCCUGCUGUAAAAUAUGCUCCAUACUAUUUGGUGCUAGACUUUGAGGCAACAUGCAACACCGUUAAUGCCCCAGAUUAUCCCCAUGAGAUCAUCGAAUUUCCUGCAAUUCUUGUCAGUUCAAGAAGCAAAGCUAUUGUUGACACAUUUCAGUCCUAUGUGAGGCCAGAAAUCAAUCCAACAUUAUCUGAUUUUUGUGUCGAGCUUACUGGCAUAACUCAGGCGACAGUUGAUGCAGCUGACACAUUUCCUGUAGUGCUGAAGAAAUUUGAGGAGUGGAUGGCUCAACAUGGUUUGCGUUCCCAACAUAAAUGCAUCAUAGUGACAGAUGGCCCUUGGGAUAUGGCUCAGUUUUUCCAUGGUCAAUGCAAGGUUGCUGGAGUUGAGUAUCCUUCAUGGGCCAAGAGAUGGCUUAAUAUCCGGAAAGCUUUUCGCAACUACUACAAAAAGAAAAUGCAUUACAAUUUGAAAGGCAUGCUAGAAACUCUUGGUAUGGAAUUUGAGGGGCGGCCUCACUGUGGUUUAGAUGAUGCCCGUAACAUUGCGCGCAUUCUUCUUGUUCUGAUUGAGGAACAUACACCUCUUCAUAUCAACGAACGCCUGCAUCUCAGAGACUACAGAACAAGAGAAAAGGCUUUGCUUGCAUCUGCUGCAAAUAUUGUUGAACAGCGCACCAAUGGAGUUGGAGAACUGACGGAAAGGCUCAAGAAAGCUUCCCUGGAUUGCACCGAUCAGAAAGAAAAUGCUGAUGUGGCUGAGGAGGCCCCAAAGUAUGGAGGUGUCUCUGGCAAGCAGUUAUCAGGUGCCAAAGAGGGAAAUUCUAAUGAAAGUUCUUCGGAGUCAGAUCGUAAUGAGGAUGAAGAUUCAAUUCUUUGGACCAAUAAUAAAUUUUCAGCUUUGAGGAGAGCAGAAAUGAACUUUUAGACAUUGGAUAUUGAGACGUGGUGUUUAGUCUCAAACAAAAACUUCAGCAUUUCUUGUGUAUCCAAAUUGCAACUCUCAAACUGAAAAGAUUUGAUGUGAUAUAUGAUCAUGGGUAGAUGGGACAUUAUCAGAACUCAGUUCUCAUUAGAACUCUGUUCUUAUGUUCUCUGUUGAUUUUAAUAAACAACACUGUAUGAUUAUUUGAUAAACUGAUAAAAUUAAUUUUUUUACAUUUGUGAUAAAUGUGAUAAAUUAUGUACAAGGUUGGAGGCAAGAGAGCGUGUUGUACAUUGUGUGAAACUUAAGAAAAGGAUCCGCAAUCAUUAUAUAAGAUAAUAAUGCUGAGAACACAUGAUGGGAAUGAUAUAUUGAAGGGCAUGGAAGGGUCUUGUACUAUAAUUACUAUUUUUUAUGCCUUGUUAACCACAAUGCUGUUUUCUUGUUUAUGUUCUGUAGGUUUUUCAUGCAGAGUAAAAUGGUUUAUAUGGAUA
Messenger RNA from Thrips palmi, 1945 nucleotides. Its product is annotated as 3'-5' exoribonuclease 1-like. Gene Ontology annotation, molecular function: 3'-5'-RNA exonuclease activity; nucleic acid binding. The transcript has 7 exons. The coding region runs from base 285 to 1454 and encodes 389 amino acids. Gene Ontology annotation, biological process: exonucleolytic trimming to generate mature 3'-end of 5.8S rRNA from tricistronic rRNA transcript (SSU-rRNA, 5.8S rRNA, LSU-rRNA). Lineage: Eukaryota; Metazoa; Arthropoda; Insecta; Thysanoptera; Thripidae. The record is from RefSeq and is a predicted model, not a curated record.